Molecule: messenger RNA, 2073 nt
Organism: Chrysoperla carnea
Lineage: Eukaryota; Metazoa; Arthropoda; Insecta; Neuroptera; Chrysopidae
Product: DExH-box ATP-dependent RNA helicase DExH1-like
Exons: 10
Coding region: 1-2073 (690 amino acids)
Cellular component (GO): nucleus; intracellular anatomical structure; cytoplasm
Molecular function (GO): DNA helicase activity; G-quadruplex RNA binding; ATP binding
Source: RefSeq, a predicted model, not a curated record
AUGGAUGAUGAUGAUGAUAAUAUUGUUUUAAAUCAAAUUCAUAAACAAUUUCCUGAACCAAAAACUACUUUACAUAAUUAUUAUCAAAUAUUAUGUAAUGAAUUAAAAUCAACUGAAUUUAAACUACCAAAACCAACAUUUAAAUUAAUAUCAGUUAAUAAGAAAUCGAGAAACUAUUGGAAUUGUAUUUAUAAAAUAGCAUGGCCUGAAGAACUGAAAAUCGAAUCGAUUGGUUCAACAAAACAAGAUGCUUCAAAAAAAGCAUCAUUGAAAGUUUUAAGUUUAUUAAAACGUUAUGAAGAUGGCCAUCAAGAAAUCGACAAACAGUAUUUUCAAAGAAAAAAUCAUGCUGUAACGAAUUUACCAAUUGAAAAAUUUCGAACUCAAAUAAUUGAUAUUAUUGGUGCAAAUCAAGUAACAAUAAUAAAAGGAGAGCCUGGAUGCGGGAAAAGUACCCAAGUACCACAAUAUAUUUAUGAUGAUUGGUUUGAAAAUGGCGAAGAAGAUAAUUGUGAAAUUAUUGUUAGUGAACCUAGACGUAUAGCUGCAACAUCAUUAGCUGAACGUGUUGCACGGGAACGUGAUGAAGAUGUUGGAGAAACGAUUGGAUAUCAUGUACGAUUUGAUUCUGCAUACAAUCGUGAAUCCACGGCAGUUUUAUAUUGUACAUCUGGUAUAUUAUUAAAACGAUUACAAUCGGAUCCAUCUUUGAAGUCUGUAACACAUGUGAUCUUAGAUGAGGCACAUGAACGUGAUGUUAACACAGAUUUAUUAAUGGUUUUGUUACGGAAAGCAACACAAAUCAAUAAAAACUUAAAAUUAAUUAUUAUGAGUGCAACAAUUGAUGUACAUUUAUUUCAAAAAUAUUUUAAUAAUGCACCAUUAAUUGAAAUACCAGGAUUCACUUAUCCAGUAAAAAUUGCAGAAGAUAUCUGUGAAUUAAUACAAUGGAUCCAUCAGACCAAAUCAAAUGAUACUGGAUCGAUUUUAUGUUUUUUACCUGCUCCGGCUGAUGGUAUGCGUAAAAUAAUAUUAGCAACGAAUAUAGCUGAAACUAGUAUUACUAUUGAUGAUGUUAUAUAUGUUAUUGAUACUGGAGCACAUAAAGAACAACGUUUAGAUCAAAGUAAACAACGAGAAUGUAUUGAUAAUUAUUGGAUAUCACAAUCAAAUGUUAAUCAAAGAAGAGGUCGCGCUGGUCGUGUUCAACCUGGUGAAUCUUAUCAUUUAUUUACUAAAGAAAAAUAUAAUAAUAUGGAUGAAUUUCAAUUACCAGAAAUUUUACGAGUUUCACUUACAAAACUAGUAUUGGAUACAAAAGUAUAUGAUCAACAAAUCAAAGCUGUUGAUUUUCUACAACAAUUACCAAAUCCACCUGAUAAGCAAGCAAUUGAACGAGCUGUUAACAACUUAAUUGAUUUAAAAGUAUUAGAUCGAAAUGAACAUCUUACACCGUUAGGAAAAACUAUUGCUUUGUUUUCAUUAUCACCGACAUUAGCAAAAGCACUUGUUUAUUCAUAUUUCUUUGAUUGUUCUAAACCAACCGUUAAUAUUGUCACAGCAUUAAGUUUAGAUUCACAAAUUUUUACUGGGCUAUUUAAUGAUAAAAGUGUGAUACGUUCAUUGAAAUCGAAUUUUAAUGAGAAUAGUGAUCAUUUAUUUUAUGAUCAAGUAAUACAAGAAUGGAAACGUGUUUAUCAUAAUAAUCGACAUGGUGUUUAUAAUUGGUGUGAACGACAUUUUAUAAAUCCUUUUAAAAUGAACUUAUUAAAUAGUAAGUAUUCGAUUCCAUUUUACCAUUCUAUACAAUUAAGGAUGAGUGAUCAAAUGAUAACUAUAGGAUCAGAUAGUGUGAACUAUAAAAGGAAGUUAACGCCAUCAUUAUUUUAUUGUUAUUCAAAUGAUACACAUUCAAUAGCAAGACGUACAACAAUUGUAAGAGAGACAAGUCUUAUAUCACCAUUAACUGUAUUAUUAUUUGUUAAUGUUUUUAAACAAAAAAAUGAAAAUGAUUUGGCAGUAUUUAUUCUUGAACGAAAUCCUAGUUUGAAAUUUACUUUAAAAAAAGAGUAA